This is a messenger RNA of Solanum tuberosum (potato), 3397 nucleotides long. RefSeq lists its product as uncharacterized. The record is from RefSeq and is a predicted model, not a curated record. NCBI's taxonomy places the organism in Eukaryota, Viridiplantae, Streptophyta, Magnoliopsida, Solanales, Solanaceae. The transcript is spliced from 10 exons. Bases 181 to 2934 code for a protein of 917 amino acids.
UUUUCUUCUUCGUCUGUCUGUACCUCCCCAUUUCUCUGAACAUUUCUCCGACCAGUCCCUUCUUUUUCGAUAAAUAGACUAAUACUUCUCUUCAUCUUCAUGUAAGCAACAAAGUCUUCUAAUUUCUUCGACCGCCAUUGAUAUCUCGAUCCUUGUCAGACACCACACUGGACUGGACUGAUGCCAGUGGCAAAGCUCAAUACAGGUGGAACUCCAGAUGCAAAGAAAAUAGCGGAUCAGGUGAACAAUUCGCUUGAUACUUUCAUCAGGCAAGCUAUGGGAAAGGAACCCCUACCAAGAACUGGGGAAGGUCCUGUUCAGUGGAUGCAGUGGCUUCAUUCUAUGGAUCAGCCAGAUAUUACUGGAUGGUCAUUAUCGAAUCCUUCAAACCUUAAGAUGCAGAAGUGUGAGAAGUGUUCCAGGGAAUUUUGUUCACCUAUUAAUCACCGAAGACAUAUACGUCUGCACCGUAGAUCCUCAAAUUCUGAUAAGGAGUCUCAGAAAUACAGGGAUUUUUUGGGAGCCUUUUGGGACAAGCUCUCGGUAGAUGAGGUUAAGGAAGUUGUAUCAUUGCAAGAUAUUUCACUAAAGGAAACUUCGGGAUCUGCACUUGUUCAGGCCUUGGCAACAGCUUUGGGAAAACCAGCCAUUUGGUCUCUUCCUCGUGUUUAUAUAAAGGCUGGUUCAAAGUUGUUGGAAGUCAUCCAACCUAAACCCUCCAGGCUUCCAGUGACCGCAGAGGAAUUAUUUAGCAUUCUUGAUGAUGCUAGUGAGAGAACAUUCUUAUGCGUUGGCACAGCUGAGUCGGUGGAAAAAUAUGUUUUUGAUGGGGAAGCUGACAAAAUUGGUUUCGACUCAAAGAAUCUGGUUGCUUGCACUAGCUUCCUUUUUGAACAGAAGCUGGUUAAAGCAUGCGCUGAUGAAAAAAAUGCUGAAGCCUUGAGAUGCCAAAGGUUGCUUUUUGAGGAGGAAGAAGCUGCUAAAAAAAAGCACGCUGAGCAACUAGAGAGGAAAAAAGUGAAAAAGCUUCGACAGAAGGAACAGAAAGCAAGGGAGCAAUUAAAUGAGGAAAAAGGAAAUCUGGAGGUACCAGCUGAUUGUUUUGAGGUUCCAUUGGCAGAAAUUCAUAGCGUUCCAGGACCGUCUGACUCCAAUUCUGAUAUUCCUGAUGUAUCUCUGGAUGUCUCCACCUGUCUUAAACUGGUUCAACUCUCCAGCAAUGAAGAUAGGAGCAUUGAAUCCCAAUGUGAUUUCUCUCACCAACACCUGGAUUUGGUAGAAGUUCAGAAUGUUGAACCCCAACCAGUGUCUGCCAAUAGUCAACGGCUUUCUGCCAAUGCUGAAUGGAAACCUGUGCUAUUAGAGAGGAAAAAAGUGAAAAAGCUUCGAAAAAAGGAACAGAAAGCAAGGGAGCAAUCAAAUGAGGAAAAAGGAAAUCUGGAGUUACCAGCUGAUUGUUUUGAGGUUCCAUUGGGAGAAGUACAUAGUGUUCCAGGACCGUCUGACUCCAAUUCUGAUAUUCUUGAUGUAUCUCUGGACGUCUCCACCUGUCUUAAACUGGUUCAAUUCUCCAGCAAUGAAGAUAUGAGCAUUGAAUCCCAGUGUGAUUUCUCUCAUCAACACCUGGAUUCGGUCAAAGUUCAGAAUGUUGAACCCCAACCAUUGUCUGCCAAUGCUGAAUGGAAAGCUGAGCUAUUAGAGAGGAAAAAAGUGAAAAAGCUUCGAAAGAAGGAACCAAAAGCAAGGGAGCAAUCAAAUGAGGAAAAAGGAAAUCUGGAGGUACCGGCUGAUUGUUUUGAGGUUCCAUUGGCAGAAGUACAUAGCGUUCCAGGACCGUCUGACUCCAAUUAUGAUAUUCCUGAUGUAUCUCUGAACGUCUCCACCUGUGUUAAACUGGUUCAAUUCUCCAGCAAUGAAGAUAUGAGCGUUGAAUCCCAAUGUGAUCUCUCUCACCAACACCUGGAUUCGGUCAAAGUUCAUGAUGGUGAACCCCGACCAGUGUCUGCCAAUAGUCGACGGCUUUCUGCCAAUGCUGAGUGGCAAGCUCCAAAAUCGCAAAGGUUUGGCCGAAAUGGUAGCAAUCAAAAUCAUCAAGCAAAAGUUGAACCUUUACAGAAGCACAAGGACAGUGUUUCCCCUGUUAAUAGCAGAAAGAUAUGGACUAGAAAAGUUAGUGUGGAAAGUGAUGAUGCUUCAAUACUGGAGGUGCAGAAAGAGGCAAUCGAUCAGAAGCAGAGGAGCUCUGAAGUGAUGAUUGGUUCUCUAUCUAUUUCAGUGAAAGAUUGGAGCACUGGCCGACAGGGAAACUGCCCUGUCGAAGCAGGAGCUGGAAGCACAGAGCCUGCCAUGCCUAAAAAGUGCAAUAUUGUUGAGAAGCCAGCUAAGCAUAAUGCUUUUCAGAUUGGGUCAAACAGAGUAGCUGCCAAGCUUUAUAUGCCUGUGAGGCAUGAAGUUGGAAGACAAGAUCCUGAAGAGGGUGUAAUAUCUUUGAAGUUUGAUGAUCGGACGUCAUUGCAUGAAAAUCCUUUGCAGUCAUGUCCCAUGGACAGCUCUGGCACUCAUAAGAAUUGUCAGGUUCCUGAUGGAAAUGCACAUCAAGGUUGGGGAUUUUCAAUUAGCGUGGCAAAAGCUUUUCUUGCUCAGAGAUGGAAGGAGGCCAUCACUGGAGAUCAUGUCAUGUUAAUGCGUUGUCCUGACACUAAGUUCUCAGAGCGCCCAGAAGUGCCAAGUAGCAGUUCAGAAAUAGCCCCAACAUUAGAUUCUGGGGAAGAUUCCGCUGUUUCCAGUGUUGACGAUCUGCUGCCAAAAGAUGGAGUUGUUCAGUCAUCUUCAAGUAGAAAAAAUAAGGUCAAGUUUAGGCCAGAGACUGAAAAGGGUAUUAAGAUAAAGUACAUUCUCAAGCCAAAAACCCAUCAUUUAGGAAGUGAAAGGUAACUUUCUUACUCACACCCAAUUGUGCAGUUCCUAGCCAUUGCAGCAGAGGUUCCUUUUUACCAGUGGCCUUCUGUCAGAGUGUUAAACAAAGAGAGUUCUAGAGAAGUAGCUAGUUGUCUCAUCCCCUCUAAAUUUGAGUCAACACAGCAUUGUUUCUCUCAGGCUUGUGCUCCUUACAAUUUUGUUGUAAUGAGGUAGGGUUUUUCUUUUCGGUGUCAUUUGUCAAUUCUUUCUGCUCACCAGAUACCUUGUAUGUUUAGCCAAUGUAUGUAUCGAUUCAAAUCAAUUGAUGAAAAUGAUCCCAAAGAUUACAUAGCAACAAUUUUCGUGUUUUUUUUAUUCUUAUUAUACCUGUUUGAUUGGGGCAGCCCUCACCCCUCCCCUCUCUGUCCAUUGAUGUCCCUAAAUGCUGGUUUUUGUUUGUAAGGCUUUGACCGAACUUCUAAUUUGAGCAAACAUUACC